AUCACUGUUAGGGAGCAUAUGAUUGUGAGAUUUAAAGGAAAAAAAAGAUUGUAUUAAUCUAUGCAUGAGAGUUUAGAUAUAGAGAAAGAAGUAGUGACAUCCUUGAUUCUGAACCAUAAAUGACAAAAAGUUUGAACCUGGCAGACUUUCCGGGAACAUUUGACUUUGUAGCUUCUACUUACUGCUCUUCCCCUUCACCGGAAUUUGACACUAUUCCUGAACAGUUCGUUCUUUCUGUCACCAAGUUCCGCAAAAGAGUUUAUCAUGGCGCAGACGGAACCGGAAAUCGCCGAUUCACACACUGCCAACUCCCCCUGCAAUAUUGACGCAACCGAGCAUGUGGCAGGAGAAAAUGACGGCAACAGAGAGCAGUCACCCACAAAUGGUAGGGAGUCUAAAGGAGGGUGGAAACCUGCAUUUAUCUUGCUAGCGAAUCAAGCAUUGGCCACACUUGCUUUCUUUGGAGUUGGAGUAAACUUGGUUUUGUUUCUGACUCGAGUCCUUCGCCAAGACGUUGCUGAUGCUGCUAACAAUGUGAGCAAGUGGACCGGAACCGUUUACAUAUUCUCCCUCAUUGGAGCUUUUCUCAGUGAUUCUUACUGGGGCCGAUAUUUAACCUGCUCAAUCUUUCAGAUCAUUUUCAUUGUGGGAUUGGGGAUGUUGUCCCUGACUUCUUGGCGAUUUUUAAUCAAACCAGCUGGUUGUGGCAGUGAAAUAACAAAAUGCAGGGAACCAUCACCAGUGGGUGUUGGCGUAUUCUACUUAUCCAUAUAUCUUGUGGCAUUUGGAUAUGGAGGGCACCAGCCCACCUUGGCAACCUUUGGCGCAGAUCAAUUCGAUGAGAAGAAGAAAAACCAAAAGCAAAAUAGAGAUGCUUACUUCGGUUAUUUUUACUUUGCCCUCAACGUUGGAUGUUUGUUCUCCAACACUGUAUUAGUAUACUUUGAGGAUACAGGGAUGUGGACACUAGGUUUCUUGGUAUCAUUGGGUUCAGCUAUUAUUGCUUUUAUUUUAUACUUGGCAGGAUUUAAAAAAUAUAGAUAUGUGAAGGCAUACGGGAAUCCGGUGAUAAGGGUAGUUCAGGUGUUUGUGUCUGCUUUUAAAAAGUGUAAGGUUCAAGCAGGCAAUGAAGAGCAACUUUAUGAGGUUGAUGGUCCAGAAUCUGCCAUAAAAGGCAGUAGAAAGAUUAUGCACAGCAACGAUUUCAGAUUCAUGGACAAGGCAGCAACGAUAACGGAGAAAGAUAGAAAUGAUCUGAAGAAUCACUGGCGGCUUUGUACUAUAACUCAAGUUGAAGAAGCCAAGUGUGUAAUGAGAAUGCUACCAGUUUGGCUAUGUACUAUAAUUUAUUCGGUUGUGUUUACACAAAUGGCUUCUCUUUUUGUGGAGCAAGGGGAUGUGAUGAACAACAAGGUUGGAAAAUUUCACUUGCCAGCAGCCACCAUGUCAGUGUUUGAUAUCUGCAGUGUCCUUUUAUGCACUGGACUUUACCGCUAUAUCUUAAUUCCUCUGGUUGCAAAACUCUGUGGCUUUCCUAGGGGAAUAACUGAACUUCAAAGAAUGGGAGUUGGUCUAAUUAUAGGAAUGCUGUCUAUGGUUGCAGCUGGUGUGACAGAGUUUGCAAGGCUCAAGCAAGUUAUACCUGGGGAAAAGGCUAGUUCUUUGAGUAUACUCUGGCAAAUCCCACAGUAUGUUCUAGUUGGUGCUUCAGAAGUCUUCAUGUAUGUGGGUCAGUUGGAGUUUUUCAACGGGCAAGCCCCAGAUGGCAUAAAAAGCUUUGGGAGCUCACUUUGCAUGGCAUCAAUUUCCCUUGGAAACUAUGUGAGUAGCAUGCUGGUGUACAUGGUCAUGGCAGUCACUGAAAGAGGUGAGAACCCAGGAUGGAUUCCCAAUAACUUGAACGUGGGGCACAUGGAUAGGUUUUUCUUCCUCCUUGCAAUACUAGCUGCUCUUGAUUUUGUGCUGUAUUUACUCUGUGCUCGCUGGUACAAGAACAUCCAGAUUGAAGAAGAAGGUGACAAGAAAAACCUAGAGGACCGGGAAAAUAUUAGUAUAGUUUGAU
This is a messenger RNA of Vigna angularis (adzuki bean), 2062 nucleotides long. Its product is annotated as protein NRT1/ PTR FAMILY 7.1. The record is from RefSeq and is a predicted model, not a curated record. Gene Ontology annotation, biological process: transmembrane transport. Gene Ontology annotation, cellular component: membrane. The transcript is spliced from 6 exons. Lineage: Eukaryota; Viridiplantae; Streptophyta; Magnoliopsida; Fabales; Fabaceae. Gene Ontology annotation, molecular function: transmembrane transporter activity. Bases 265 to 2061 code for a protein of 598 amino acids.